AUGAUCGCAAUGUUGAUACUCAUCUUGGGUAUAAUUGCCAUUGUCACCUACACUAUCGAAUGCGUCUUCUCCCACCUUGACGAUCCACGAGAGCCUCGCCGCGUAAGUCCUAGCUUCCCUCUACCUGUCAUCGGCCACUUGCUAGGCUUCGCUCGCCAUGGCUUCGACUACUACAACUACCUCUGCCGAAAUACAAAUUCCGAGAUAUAUACCGUCGGUAUUCUGAAUUUCAAGGUAUACAUCACUAGUUCCCCACGAAUAGCACAGUUAGCGCAAAAGGUAAAGACGCUGUCAUUCACACCACUACUCCAAGUCCAUAACAAGAUCCACGCGGACAUGAGUGAGGAGGCGACUCAGGCUUUCUGUGGAGAUAUCCUAGCCAGCUGGAGUCACUCUGCUAAACAGGCGUUGUCGCCCGGUCCUGCAUUGAAUGCGCAGAACCUCCGGAUGGGAAAUCAGGCGCUUGUUGAGGUGACGAGUUUGUUGAAACAGGAUGAAAUCGAACUGCUUUCUUGGGUAAAGCAUGCGGUUGUCCAGGCCACAGCAGCCGGUCUGUAUGGCAUGCGGCAUCCGCUCAAGGAUCCUACAAUUGAGGAAGCGAUGUGGGUCUGGGAUGAGCACAGGCUCGGCCAUAUGGUGGGAAUAGAUCCCCUGGGCACAGGCUUUAGGGCUCGCGCCAAAGUCUGGGAUGCAUUCCAGAACUACUUCCAGAACGUCCCUGGCGACGUCUCAUUGCUCGUGAAAGAGCGUCAGGAUAUUCUCCUUAAGGCCGGCAUAAGCGAAGCCGAAGCUGCGCGGAUGCAGUCAACGCUCUGCGAUGCCGCGUAUCCAAAUACCGUUCCGACGCUCUUCUGGACGGUGCACGAGAUCUUCUCCCGUCCUGAGCUGCUGGAGGUUGUCCGUCACGAGAUAUACAGCAAUGCCGUUCAAAGGACUGGCACAGGCUUUGUACUUGACGUCGCAGCCCUUAAGAGCAAUUGCCAGGCACUGCUAUCCGCCUACCAAGAGACACAACGAACAAGACACUACCAGGUUGCAUUUCGUGCAAUCACCGAAGAUACCGUACUAGACGGGCAUAUGUUGAAGAAAGGCAACUAUCUCCAAAUCCUAUCCAAGCCAACACACCACAACCCGAAUAUCUGGGGACCCGAUACUAGCAGCUUCGACCCCUACCGCUUCAUACCCGGCGGGACCAAGACGAAAAUCUCCCCGAGCAGCUUCCAGCCGUGGGGGGUCCCGCCUCAUAUGUGUCCCGCGCGCCAGUUUGCCUCUACUGAGAUACUAAUUAUUACGGCCUUGUUAUGCUGCAGGGUUUCUUUGGCCGCGGUGAGCCCAAAAGGCUGGAUUAGGGAGCCUACUCUCAGGUCGAUGGAGAUAGCAUCUUUACCGCGCCCGAAGAAGAAUGUGCGUCUUAGGAUUACGGAGCGUGAUGAUGCAGUUGGGACCUGGGCAAUAACUAUGGGGGAUAGCAAGAUGAGGGUUCCUCUGGCGUCGGGAUGA
Aspergillus puulaauensis is the source of this 1500-nucleotide messenger RNA. RefSeq names its product cytochrome P450. The transcript is spliced from 3 exons. Gene Ontology annotation, molecular function: heme binding; iron ion binding; monooxygenase activity. The coding region runs from base 1 to 1500 and encodes 499 amino acids. The record is from RefSeq and is a predicted model, not a curated record. NCBI's taxonomy places the organism in Eukaryota, Fungi, Ascomycota, Eurotiomycetes, Eurotiales, Aspergillaceae.